Messenger RNA from Orbicella faveolata, 749 nucleotides. RefSeq lists its product as uncharacterized. Lineage: Eukaryota; Metazoa; Cnidaria; Anthozoa; Scleractinia; Merulinidae. The record is from RefSeq and is a predicted model, not a curated record.
UCUGAUUGCAGGUUGCGUCGGUUUUUCGUUUGUGUUUGGAGACGAGGCAGUAACAAGCCAACUCUGCCAACUGAGAAAGUUGCGUGAGUUCACGCAGGUGUUUGGUGUUUUGAGACACUUGAGGACCUUGUGGAGGUUAAAGAUGCGCAGAGGUGACCAAUACAAAAGCAAAAAUGAUGGACGAGUUUAUUUUUACUUUGGUAAACUGGGCUUUCCUACAGGAUCUUUCAAGCAAGUCCUGUCAAAAUAUGUGAACGCUCUUUUAAACACCAAGGGUGGUAUGCUAGUGUUUGGGGUGGAGCCGUCAGGAAAAAUUAUUGGUUCCAAUAUUUACGGCAGGCAACAGGAAGACCUGUAUAAGUUAGAAUUGGAUACGGAGGUCAGGGCAACUAGACCAACAGUGUCACCAAGCCUCUGCAGGUUUGUUGUUACACAGUUGGAAGACUCUCAACAUCUAUGCAUUGUAGAAAUUAAAAUCAGUGCUGGUCCAAUCGGAGAAAUAUUUAUGAACUCUUCAGAACAGGUCUAUGUUAUCAGGAGAAGACAACUGUUUGGUCCUCUAAUUCCUCAGGAAAUCAAAGACCUUGUCAUUGCAAAGUAUAGAGAGGUAAUAAUGUUGAAUUAUUGUAUUCUGACCAAGGUUGUUCAAAACCCAGGAUUGGCAAUAAUUUUGAUUUGAGUUUUGUAACUUUUUCGCUGAGGUUUUCUGUUCAUAUUGUUUGUCCUUCAGAUUUGAGUUUGAAUAAACU